Molecule: messenger RNA, 1419 nt
Organism: Miscanthus lutarioriparius
Lineage: Eukaryota; Viridiplantae; Streptophyta; Magnoliopsida; Poales; Poaceae
Source: the annotation of a GenBank genome assembly
AUGGAAGCAAUAGAAGAUGAAGCACCAGAUGAGAUGGUUGAUAAAGCUGGGCAAACUUUGAUCGUUCCUGAAGUUGGGAUGGCUUUCAAAUCAGAGGACCAAGCUUAUGAGAUGUACAAUACCUAUGCCGGUAAGGUUGGGUUCAGUGUUAGAAAGAGCCAUACAAAGCGCCGAGUAGAUGGUUCUAUUUCUCAGAAAUAUAUAGUUUGCAGUAACCAAGGAUAUCGAGAAAGUGAGUCAUCACAGGACACUAAAAGAACAGGUUGCAAUGCCCGUAUUCAUCGAGAAACUGAGUCAUCACAGGAUGCUAAAAGAACAGGUUGCAAUGCCCGUAUUCAAUUUAGUGUCAACAGAGAGGGGACAUGGAGAGUACAAAAGGUUGUACUUGAUCACAAUCAUGAUCUUGCUAGUCCAAAUAAGUCGCACAAACUGAGGUCCCAACGACGUGUUAUAGAAGCGGACAAGAGACUAAUUAGUCAGAUACGGGAAGCCGGGAUGAAGCCAGCCCAGAAGCAUUCUGAGAAGUUUCUACAUGAUUUUAAGAGAUGUGUCUAUGAAGAUAGAUCAGAGACUUUGUUCAUCAAGAUGUGGCAUGAUUUGGUGACUGAAUAUAAUCUCGAGGACAACCAAUGGAUGGCAGACCUUUAUAAUUUGAGGAAAAAGUGGGCUGCUGUGUACAAUGACUCUUUUACAGCCGAUAUGACCUUGACUCAUAGGAGCGAAGGUAUGAAAAAUGUUUUCAAGAAAAAAUUUCGUAGGAAACUCACUUUUUCGGAAUUACUUGUGGAAUAUGAGAAGGUUUCUGCUAGUCUUCGUGAAAAUGAGUUAGAUGCGGAUUUUAGUUCACGUCGAAAGAACCCAGUUAUUUACAUCCCGAAUCUACCUCUGUUGAAGACUGCAGCAAAACCAUAUACAAGGAGGGUGUAUUCAGAGUUUGAGGAAGAAUUUAAACAACAAUUUUCAUUCUCUUGUAAGCUGUUACAAGCUGAUGGGUCCAACUUGACAUAUAUGGUUAUGCAUAUGCAAUCUGUUCAUGGAGCAACGGUUGUAUUCAACAAGGAAAAUAUGACCAUUACAUGUUCCUGCAGGAAGUAUGAAUCCAUAGGUAUAUUGUGCACGCAUGCUCUAAAAGUCUUCAAUGCGAAUGAUGUUUUCGUUUUGCCAUCGCAAUACAUUCUGAACAGAUGGACAAAAUAUGCAAAAAGAGGAUUUUAUAUUGAGAAAGAAGGAACUGAGACGGAAGAUUUGAAAAUGCGAGCUGCACGUAUCUCACGAAAGGUGGCAUCCAUCGCAUUGAGGUGUUCACUGUCAAAAGUUCUUCUUGAUUAUUUGGAGAAAGCCAUAAAUAAGCUGGACUUGGAAGCAGAUAAUUCUCUAGGCAAGAUGCAAGAAAAAUCCAAUGAGGGUCCGUCUGUUUAG